Messenger RNA from Dimorphilus gyrociliatus, 1236 nucleotides. The record is from the annotation of a GenBank genome assembly. NCBI's taxonomy places the organism in Eukaryota, Metazoa, Annelida, Polychaeta, Dinophilidae.
GUAGAGAUGGCGUUAGCAGCUAAAUAAAAAUAUCACACUUUCUUCAAUAUGGAAAAUCUAUGUGAAUUUGAAGCAACGGUUGUAACAGGAUUUGAAAAAGUUGCUGCAGAAGAGGUUAAAGAAAAAUUUGACGUCGAUAGCAUUGUAGAAAGAGGCUGCAUUCAAUUUACCAUACCUGUUAGCAAAGCUAAGGAGGUUGUUUUGGAUUUGCAAUCUAUUGAUAAUGUCUUUAUUAUCAUUAAUCACUUUAGAGACUUUAAAUUUGCCAAUACGACGAUUGAUAAUUGUCAACAAUUUAAAGAGCUAAUACCAAAUAUAGAUUGGAAAAGGGCAAUAGAAUUAUGGUCUCUGUUUCAUUCGUUUCCACAUCCUAUCGACCAUAAUCCUGCACCUGGCUGGGAAGAGAGGAUCAAAAUAAAGCCACCUCUCGAUUAUAGAUGUUCAGAUGAAGAUAACAAAUCAUUUGAUAAAACUAAACCAAAAUUUAGGGGUACUUGCUUUAGAGCUGCAUAUAAAAUGAAACAUAAUUUCCAGUCAACUGACCUACAAAAAUUUUUCGGAGGUGGGAUUCACGACUACUUCAAUUGGAAUGUCGAUUUAAAAAAUUUUGACAUUGACUGCGUUCUAUUCGUUCAGGAUGAUCAUGUCUACGUUGGUGUAGGAGUUACUAAAAGCUCAUUGCACAAACGUCAUUUAAUAGCAUUUACGUCUACUUCUCUUAGAUCAACUAUAGGCUAUAAUAUGUGCAGAUUGUGCCAUAUACAACCUGGAGAGGUUGUCUGUGAUCCUAUGUGCGGUGGUGGAUCGAUUCCUAUCGAGGCCUGUUUGAAUUGGCAAGAAAACAUUCACCUUUGCGGAGAUAUUGAUGAAAAACUACUAUCAAAGUCACUUACAAACUUGGAAAAUGCUGGUGUUAUUCAUAAAAUGAGCAUUCAUAAAUGGGAUGUAACUGCUCUACCUUUAAAAGAUAACUUUGUAGAUGUAUUUGUCACGGACAUGCCUUUUGGAAAGAGAAGCGGCUCGAAGAGAAACAACUGGGAACUAUAUCCAAAAGCCUUAACUGAAAUGGCAAGGGUGUGUAAACAAGAAUCAGGCAGGGCUUGUCUUCUAACUCAGGAUAAGAAAUGUAUGCUACAUACUCUAAGUAAACUAUCCCAUUUGUGGAAGAGAUGUCAAACUAUUGGUGUCAAUGUUGGAGGAUUAGCAGCAGCUGUAUACUUUUUGCGAAGACUUUGA